AUGGCGUCACACAAUACACUUUCAAAUGCUGGGACUCGUAGGAUUGGUGUUAACGCACUUGUAAACUACUGUAACUACGCCCCGAAGCAUAGCUCAUACUUGUAUUUAAUCUGAAACAUUUCUAGGUCUUGAGUCCUUUCCCCGCCCACGGUGCUGAUUGUUUAGUGGUCACCAUGGCAACUAGACUAGCCUGCCAACCCAAGGAAGAAGACGCGAGUUUGAAAGAUCCGAGUUCUGACGGAGCUUCAGUGAUGUCUGCCUCCAGGGAACAGCAGGCAGAAAACACACAAACGUGCAUCACCCCCGGAAACCCCGUCUUCUCAUGCACAUUCAACCCACCCGUUCAAGGUCCAACUCCGACACCGUGGUCCAAACCCCAGAACCCCCUGUACAGGACCACCUCGGGGGAGUACGGAUUGUACCCUCCGACCGCAGAAACCACUCCGUGUACUUUCCACCCGAGAACCCAAAAAUUCACCAAGCAUUUGAGCAAGAGCGGCAUGUACCGGGACACCUGCUUCAACACCACAGUCGACCGCAGCAGAGUGUACGACUGUCCCAAUUUACAACACACUAUCUGAUUUACCAUCUGGACUCCAUGAGAUGUUUGCAGGGCAUGAAUACACAUAGUCUGUUUCUGUACGACUGCAUGUGAUAGGAUGAAGGUUCAGAACCCAAACAUCACUUCGUUAUGUCGGUGCGGAAGCCAGGAAUUUCACUGCAUGACCCACCUUUGAAAUAAAGACAACUGGACUGUUGACAUUUCAUGAAACACUUGACACGUAAGCGUCCUGAGCCUAAUGAAGGAAAUGUUUGGACGAUAACGGGAAUGCGGGUCUCCACCAAAAUGCUCCUGGGUGUACCUGUCGACAUUUGCAUUUGAAAAUAAGCGGCAUUCGGGGGGGAAAAUAAGGGAAAUCCUUUUUUUUUUAGACCAAAAAUGUCAGGAGCCAAUCUGUCAACAUUUGCAUUUGAAAGUAAAGGACAUUUUUGGGAAUAAGUGGAAUUCUGGUCUUCAUCACCAGAAUUGUCCUGAGUCGACCUGUCAAUAUUUGCAUUUGAAAAUGAGGGAAAUUUUCAGAAAAAACAAGGGAAAAUUGUGGUCUUCCAACAUUUGCAUUUGAAAUAAGAGACAUUUUGGCGAAAAUAAGACGAAAGUCUGGUCUUUCCACCAAAAUUGUUAGGAGCAUACCUGUCGACAUUUGCAUUUGAAAAUAAGGGAUAUUUCCAGGAAAAUAAGGGACAUUCUGGUCUAUCCACCAGAAUUGUCCGGGGUCGACCUGUCAACAUUUGCAUUUGACAAUGAGACAUUUUCUGAAAAAUAAGGGACAUUCUGGUCUUC
Molecule: messenger RNA, 1342 nt
Organism: Dunckerocampus dactyliophorus (ringed pipefish)
Lineage: Eukaryota; Metazoa; Chordata; Actinopteri; Syngnathiformes; Syngnathidae
Product: piercer of microtubule wall 2 protein-like
Exons: 2
Coding region: 174-581 (135 amino acids)
Biological process (GO): axoneme assembly
Cellular component (GO): axonemal microtubule
Source: RefSeq, a predicted model, not a curated record